Medicago truncatula (barrel medic) is the source of this 1333-nucleotide messenger RNA. RefSeq names its product RING-H2 finger protein ATL2. Gene Ontology annotation, biological process: protein ubiquitination. The transcript has a single exon. Gene Ontology annotation, molecular function: transferase activity. The record is from RefSeq and is a predicted model, not a curated record. The coding region runs from base 171 to 1037 and encodes 288 amino acids. NCBI's taxonomy places the organism in Eukaryota, Viridiplantae, Streptophyta, Magnoliopsida, Fabales, Fabaceae.
AUCAAACUGACACAUCCAUCAUUCUCAAGAAACUCUCAAGAACCUUCCUCACUCUUUCUUAUACAUUUCUUUUCUCUCUUAUUACUUAAACCUCUUUCUCUCUUACUUCCUUCAUUAUUCUCCAUUUUCCUCUCUUCACUCUUCACACCCCUCUUUCACUCACUCUCCCAAUGGAAGUAAAAUACGAUGAACCCAUACCCAAAUUCCCCAGAGAUCAAAACCCUCCCAACGAUUUUGACCCAAAAGGUUACAAUCUCAACGGCAAAAUCAUGCUCUGUGCCAUUAUCCUUCUCUUCUUCAUCAUAGUAUUAAUGCUUUGUCUCCAUAUUUACGCUCGUUGGUACCUUCUCCAAUCUCGUCGCCGGAGAAACCGUAUACGCCGCCGUACUCAGCUGGUUUUCUUCACCGAUGACCCAACAAACGCCGCCGUCACCACUGUUACACGCGGACUCGAUGCUACCGUCAUCGCCUCGCUUCCGUUGUUCUUUUACGAUGCGAAGAAUUACCCGGAAAACGCACCGGAAUGUGCUGUUUGUUUGUCGGAAUUUGAAUCCGGUGAAACGGGUCGGGUUUUACCCAAAUGCAAACAUAGUUUUCAUACUGAGUGUAUUGAUAUGUGGUUUCAUUCUCAUGACACGUGUCCUCUUUGUCGGGCGCCCGUUGAGCCCAUGCAAAACCGACCUGAUGUUGUUAUAAACGUUUGCGAACCGGAAACCGGUUCAAGUUCUGGUUCGACCGAAGAUGUGAAUAAUGAAAACCGAGCCGGUAAAGAGGUUGGUUCGAGUUCGGUUGGGUUAAGGAGAAAGCCGUCAUUUGCGGGAGUGACAGUUGAAGUGCCUACAAGAAACGAAAGUUUUCGAGAUGAGUCGACUCAGUCAUCGUCGUUCCGGUCGCCGAUGAGUAGAAUGUCCUCGUUUAAGAGGAUUCUUAGUAUGAAUUGGAAAGGGAAUGUUUCUCCGUCAUGCGACGGUUGUGGUGGUGGUGGGUGUAGCUCAAUAGCCGAAGCUUCGAAUUACAGUCAAAAUAAAGCUGUCUAGUCUAAUAAUAUCGACAUUUUUUAGACGAAUACGAGAUGAUGUGGCAGAUAUUUUAAACACGGAACGUGUAUAAAGCGGUAUGACAUUUUGUGAGUAGGAGCGGUGAGUGGCACAUUUGAGAAUAUGAGAAGGAGUUGGAAAUUUCAAAGAAUGUAUCUAUGCAUGUAUGUACUCAACGGUCAACAUAGAUUAGUCCAAUUUGUUGAUAAGAUUAUUUGUUUAUUAUUUUGUUUAUUGUUUAUGUUUCAAAGAUGGUAUAAUAGGACUCAACACAAAAAAUUGAACUGUCUUUAUUA